This is a messenger RNA of Diaporthe citri, 2277 nucleotides long. RefSeq lists its product as uncharacterized. Bases 1 to 2277 code for a protein of 758 amino acids. The record is from RefSeq and is a predicted model, not a curated record. Gene Ontology annotation, biological process: amino acid transmembrane transport. Gene Ontology annotation, molecular function: amino acid transmembrane transporter activity. The transcript is spliced from 2 exons. Lineage: Eukaryota; Fungi; Ascomycota; Sordariomycetes; Diaporthales; Diaporthaceae.
AUGUCGAAUAGCGGCAAAGAGCAGACCGGCCAGCCGCCCUUGGAGAUCCAGAGGCCCGACUCGCCGGGCUCCUUCCGCAGCCGCUCCUAUGGCGCCUCCGUCCCUCGCGCCGAGGCCACUGCCCGCCUGGCCUCUCCUAUCCCGAGCCAGCAGUUCGGCACCCCUCCGAAUCCCCGAGCCGAAUCGGUACAUACAAGCGCAGACACCGGCGCCAGCGACGACGUGACACCCCUCGCCGGCGCAACCUCGUCGAGCCAUAUGCUCGGCCCUGGCACCUCUGCGCUUGCUGCUGCCCUCUCCAACUCUCUCGGCGCCUCUCCUCCUCGCUUCGGUACUCCUCCCGUGCGACCUUCGUCCCCAAGCGCCUCCAGCGGCCAGAUCCCCCAGUCUGCAACCCCUACCAACUAUGGCUCCUUCGACACGAGAGCCCGGAACGCCGCCUUCGAGGACCCUGAGAUCAUCAAGAGACAUCUGGUCCAGCCGUCUGAUACCGCGUACCAAUCCGAUGACUCGGGGAACAGAAAGCCCAGCGAUACGGCCGGGAAGGGCAAGCAGCCCGACACCGGAGCGAACGCUGCUCUGGACGACGAGGAGUUCUCGAGCUUGCGGUUGCAAGGCGGAGACAUCACCCGGCAGGUCUACAAGUGGACCGAGGGAGCUACCAACAAGAUACAACGCAGCAAGAGCUUCAACAUGCCGCGGCCUGAGCCCGAGGAGGAGGUCCUCGACAUUAACAACAUCAAGGUCCCGGGUGGCUUCAGGCGGAACUACCUCCGGCGCGCGGCUGGCAGCCCUGCGCCGAACGCAGGGGGUCGGGACUUUGGCGAGGGACUGGGCCAGCCCCAGCCUCAAGUAUUCACCUCGAGCUUCCUCGAGUUCCUGAGCAUGUACGGCCAUUUUGCCGGUGAGGAGCUCGAGGAAGACGACGAAGUGCUCAAGCCGGGCGAGUACUUCUCCUCAGGCGAGGACGAGUGGGAGAGUGACGAAGACUCGGACAUGGACAGGGAGCCGAUGGAGGACAGUGCUCUAUUGACACCAUCUCGCAGGAAAAGAAGAAGAAAGCACCGUGGAGGAAGCGGGAAGGCCAGUCCCACGGGGGCAGCUCUCGUGCUGCUCAAGUCGUUCGUUGGGACCGGCGUUCUGUUCCUCCCCCGGGCUUACCUCAACGGCGGCAUGGUCUUCAGCAACGCCGUUCUCCUCUUCGUCGCCGCUCUCAGCUACUACUGCUUCGUCCUACUGGUCACGUCGCGGCUCAAGGUCGAUGGUUCCUUUGGUGACAUGGGCGGCAUUCUUUACGGAAAAUGGCUUCGCUUCCUGAUCCUGUUCUCCAUCGUCGUCAGUCAGAUUGGCUUUGUCGCGGCCUACAUUGUCUUUGUCUCCGAGAACCUUCAGGCCUUUAUCCUUGCAGUUUCGGAUUGUCAGACCCAUAUACAAGUCAAGUGGUUGAUCUUGAUGCAGAUGGUCAUCUUCCUGCCGUUCUCCCUAUUCCGCGACAUCAAUAAGCUCAGCUUCACGGCCUUGAUCGCCGACGUGUUCAUCAUCCUCGGGCUGGGCUACCUCUUCUAUUACGAUGUCCUGACGCUCGAGAAGUUCGGCCUCGCCGACAUCACCCUGUUCAACAAGAACGACUGGACGCUCUUUAUCGGUACAGCUAUAUUCACCUUUGAGGGCAUUGGACUCAUCAUCCCGAUCCAGGAGUCGAUGGCCAACCCCAAGAAGUUCCCCAAGGUUCUCUUCGUGGUCAUGAUCAUCAUCACGACGCUCUUCAUCGUCAUGGGCGCGAUCUCAUACGCUGCCUACGGAUCCAAGACCGAGACUGUGGUCCUGCUCAACUUGCCGCAAGACAGCAAGCUGGUCAACGCCGUGCAGUUCCUUUACUCUAUUGCGAUCAUGCUGUCUAUCCCGCUGCAGAUCUUCCCCGCCAUCAGGAUCCUGGAAAACGGCCUUUUUACGCGGAGCGGGAAGUACAACCCGUACAUCAAGUGGCAAAAGAACGUCUUCCGCUUCUGUUUCGUCAUUCUCUGCGCUAUCAUCGCGUGGGCUGGCGCAGACGAUCUAGACAAGUUCGUGGCGUUGGUGGGCAACUUCGCCUGUAUCCCGCUCGUCUACAUCUAUCCGCCCAUGCUGCACUACCGCGCGGUGGCGAGAACUACGCUCUGGAAGGUAUCCGACAUUUGUCUCUGCAUAUUUGGUUUCGUUGCCAUGGCAUACGACGGCUCUGACUGUUCAGAGCUGGGCCAGUGGGGAGACAGGUCCAAAACUUCCAGGAUACUGUGA